AUGAGCAAUAAAGAUGAUCACGAUCAAGAGCCGAAAGGCUUAUCGAAUGCCCCUCCUUCCGCGCAGCCAGAACCUGUCUCUUCUAGUCCAGCAGUAACUGCUGACGGUCAAGAUCUCGAUGAAGCUAUUGAUAUUGCAAAGAGUGUGGUCGCUGCCUCACAGCACCAUUCGCUCAAGCACCAUCUGCUCGGUCCUUCUCUCACCAAAGCCGGCCAAGGUGGCGUUGAUCAGAAGAAAGUCGCGGAUGUAAUCUAUGAAGCGUCGAAAGGCAGCAAGUUCUUCAACAACGAAGAGGUGAAGGAUAAGAAUUUGACAGUCAAGAUCGAGCGCAUCCUCAAGCAGAAGGCUCAGCUGGAAAAGUUGGAUCUAAAGCACGACCUGCGACGAGCCGACGCCUAUAUUACCGAACUGGAGUUGUCAAGAGAUUUAAGUCAAUAUGUCGUCCACAUAGAUUGCGACGCAUUCUAUGCUGCAGUUGAGGAGAUAGACAGGCCAGAACUCAAGACCGUGCCUAUGGCUGUGGGGCAAGGCGUGCUCACAACUUGCAACUACGAAGCUCGAAAGUAUGGUUGCCGGAGUGCAAUGGCUGGUUUUGUCGCGAAGAAGCUGUGCCCUCAGCUGAUUUGCCUGCCUCUGAAUUUCGACAAGUACACUGCUAAAGCGAAGGAAGUACGAGUCGUUCUGGCAGAGUACGAUCCAGGUUUUGAGAGUUCGAGCAUUGAUGAGGCAUAUCUCAAUGUAACACAGUACUGUGAGGAUCACCAUCUCGGCCCUGAGGAUGCUGUCGCUCAACUUCGUAGGGAAGUCCAUCAAAGAUGCAAGAUCACAAUCUCCGCUGGCGUUGCGCCGAAUGCUAAAAUCGCAAAGAUAUGUUCCAACAAGAACAAACCUAGCGGACAAUUUCGUAUCCCCAAUGACAGAAACGCGGUUAUGUCUUUCGUAAGCAAUUUACCUGUACGAAAGGUGAAUGGUGUUGGACGAGUCCUUGAAAGGGAGCUUGAUGCUAUCGGGGUCAAGACAUGCGGCGAUAUUUAUGAGCAUCGUGCUUACCUCAGUCGGCUGUUUGGGGAGAAAACAAUGCAAUUCCUGCUACAGACUUAUCUAGGCUUGGGCCGGACCGACGUGCAACCAGCCGAUGAUCACCAAAGGAAGAGUGUUGGCACAGAAAGUACGUUCCGCGAUAUGUCAAACAAGGCCGAAUUGAGGUCAAAAUUACGGCAUAUUGCUGAAGAGCUCGAGAAGGACAUGAAACGUGUGGAAGUGAAAGGCCGAACAUUAUGCUUGAAAAUAAAAUUGCAUACCUACGAGGUAUUUACGAGACAGGUUUGCACUCCUAAAGCAAUAUCGAUGGCAGAUGACCUCUACAAUUAUGCCCUGCCCAUGCUCACGAAGUUGGAGAAGGAAAUACCUAAUAUGACGCUACGCCUGAUGGGUUUGAGAGCCACACACCUGCUCAGCACGAAGAAAGCAGAUGUAGACGCCUUCUUCGCCAGAAAACAAGUCACGUCCAGACCAGUCAACAGUAAUAUUGAAGGAGAGUGGGAAGUCUGGCCUGACGAGGAGUUCGAGGAAGCGGCCAGACAGGAACGUGAGGCCGAGUUCCAGGAAAUGGAGAGGUUGAGCCAAGGAUACGACGAUCUCCCUAAAACGACGAACAAUUCUCUGCCAUUUCCCGGCACAGAUAUCGCUGACUUACCAGAGCAUGGCAGCCCUCACGUGGACUCGCUGCAGAACUUCUCGACAGCAGACUGGCAUGAACCCUUUGGUCGGUACAAAUACGGUUCGGCACCAAACACUCCGGACAAGGCACAAUUGAAUAAGCAAGUCUCCCAGGACGGCACAUGGGAUUGUCCCGUGUGUGGGGCUCCCCAAGCCGCGAACGACAAAGAUUUCAACGAACAUAUCGAUCUCUGUCUCAGCAGGGGCACAAUUCGGGAUGCAGUAGCGGAAGUUGCGAGUGCCCAUGGGCCUGAAGAUAAGACGCCCAACCGUCCAGUAAGCGCUAUGGGCGUGAAACGGAAAGGUGGUACCACAACAGAGUUGGCGGGAUCUAAGCAGAGAAAGUUGUUUUUUGCAUAG
Messenger RNA from Lithohypha guttulata, 2079 nucleotides. RefSeq lists its product as uncharacterized. Gene Ontology annotation, biological process: error-prone translesion synthesis. The coding region runs from base 1 to 2079 and encodes 692 amino acids. The record is from RefSeq and is a predicted model, not a curated record. Gene Ontology annotation, molecular function: DNA-directed DNA polymerase activity; damaged DNA binding. The transcript has a single exon. Lineage: Eukaryota; Fungi; Ascomycota; Eurotiomycetes; Chaetothyriales; Trichomeriaceae. Gene Ontology annotation, cellular component: nucleus.